Messenger RNA from Thyridium curvatum, 5223 nucleotides. Its product is annotated as DNA-directed RNA polymerase II subunit RPB1. The coding region runs from base 1 to 5223 and encodes 1740 amino acids. Gene Ontology annotation, biological process: transcription by RNA polymerase II. Gene Ontology annotation, molecular function: DNA binding. Gene Ontology annotation, cellular component: RNA polymerase II, core complex. Lineage: Eukaryota; Fungi; Ascomycota; Sordariomycetes; Thyridiales; Thyridiaceae. The record is from RefSeq and is a predicted model, not a curated record. The transcript is spliced from 3 exons.
AUGGCGAACCUUUACUUUGCGCACUCGAGUGCGCCUCUCAAGACGAUCCAGGAGAUCCAGUUUGGUCUCCUGUCGCCUGAAGAGAUCAAGAACAUGAGCGUGGCUCAUAUCGUCUACCCUGAGACAAUGGACGAGACGCGAACCAAGCCUCGUGACGGCGGCCUGAACGAUCCUCUGCUUGGAUCUGUUGAUCGCCAGUUCAAGUGCAAGACUUGCACCGAGAACAUGUCGGAGUGCCCUGGCCACUUUGGUCACAUCGAGCUUGCCAAACCUGUCUUCCACCCGGGCUUCAUCAAGAAGGUCAAGAAGGUCCUCGAGACCGUCUGCCACGGUUGCAGCAAAGUGCUGGCUGACAGGAGCGACCCUGAUUUUCUCGCAGCCGUCAAGACGAGAGAUCCCAAGGUCCGAUUCCAGCGCGUCUGGGAGUGUUGCAAGAAGAAGAAGCGCUGCGAGAACGAGGUCAAAUCGGAGCAGGAUGACGAGUUCGACCCUCUCGGAAAAUCCAACAAAGAGGCUCCGCAUAGCCACGGCGGCUGUGGAAAUCCCCAGCCUGCUGUGCGUCAGAAUGGUCUGCAGCUCUUUGCCCACACCGAGUCUGUCCAGGAAGAAGGUGGGAAGGUCAAGGACAAGAAGCAGAUUACUCCGGAAGCUGCACACAACAUUCUUCGUCGUAUCACUGAGAGCGAUCUCCGUGAUAUGGGCCUGAACGUCGACUACGCGCGCCCCGAGUGGAUGAUCAUCACCGUCCUUCCCGUUCCUCCCCCUCCUGUCCGGCCCAGUAUCUCCAUGGACGGUACUGGCACGGGUCUUCGGAACGAGGACGACUUGACCUACAAGCUUGGUGAUGUCAUCCGCGCCAACGCGAAUGUACGACAAGCUCUGCAGGAGGGAUCCCCUGCUCAUAUCGCCUCCGACUUUGAGCAGCUCCUGCAGUAUCACGUUGCAACUUACAUGGAUAACGAUAUUGCCGCCAUUCCCCGUGCGUUGCAAAAGAGUGGCCGCCCUGUCAAAGCUAUCCGUGCCCGUCUCAAGGGUAAGGAGGGUCGUCUUCGUGGAAACUUGAUGGGAAAGCGUGUGGACUUCUCCGCACGUACUGUCAUCACUGGCGAUGCAAACAUCUCUCUGGACGAAGUCGGUGUCCCCCGCAGCAUCGCUCGCACGCUGACAUAUCCGGAAACUGUCACGCCAUACAACAUUGGCCGACUUCACCAGCUUGUCCAGAAUGGACCCAACGAGCAUCCCGGUGCCAAGUAUGUCAUUCGCUCCGACGGAACCAGGAUCGACCUGCGGCACCAUCGCCGCGCUGGCCAGAUCUCCCUCGAGUACGGUUGGAAGGUCGAGCGCCACCUGAUCGAUGGCGACUACAUCAUCUUCAACCGUCAACCUUCUCUUCACAAGGAAUCCAUGAUGGGUCACCGCGUCCGCGUUAUGCCCUACUCCACCUUCCGACUGAACUUGUCAGUCACAUCCCCUUACAACGCUGAUUUCGACGGUGACGAAAUGAACCUGCACGUACCCCAGACCGAGGAGACUCGUGCCGAGGUCAGGGAGCUGUGCAUGGUUCCCCUCAACAUUGUGUCUCCGCAGCGUAAUGGUCCUUUGAUGGGUAUCGUUCAGGAUACUCUCGCCGGAGCUUACAAGAUCUGCCGUCGUGACGUUUUCCUCACCAAGGAGCAGGUCAUGAACAUCAUGCUCUGGGUCCCUGAGUGGGACGGCGAAAUCCCGCGACCUGCUAUUCUGAAGCCCAGACCCCGUUGGACGGGUAAGCAAAUUAUCAGUUUGAUUAUCCCCGAGACGGUCAGUCUGCAGCAGGGCAAGGAUGCCUCCCCGUUGACCGACGAUGGAAUCUGCAUCCAAGGUGGCCAGCUGUUGUAUGGCUUGUUGACCAAGAAGAUCAUUGGUGCAGCAAGUGGUGGUGUUAUUCACAUCUGCUACAACGAGCUGGGCCCGCAAGGUGCCAUGGACUUCCUCAACGGCUGUCAGCGCGUCGUCAACUAUUGGCUCCUCCACAAUGGUCACAGCAUCGGUAUCGGUGAUACGAUCCCUGAUAAGGCGACUAUUGAGAAGGUUCAAGUACACAUUGAUGAGCAGAAGGACGAAGUCCGGAAGCUCACCGCUCAAGCCACGGCCAACGAACUCGAAGCGUUGCCUGGUAUGAAUGUGAGAGAGACUUUUGAGAACAAGGUCUCCAAGGCCUUGAACACUGCUCGUGACAAGGCAGGUACCACUACGGAGCAGAGUCUGAAGGACCUCAACAACGCUGUCACCAUGGCGCGUUCCGGUUCCAAGGGCUCCUCCAUCAACAUUUCUCAGAUGACGGCGUUGGUCGGUCAGCAGAUUGUUGAGGGCAAGCGCAUUCCUUUCGGGUUUAAGUACCGAACGCUCCCUCACUUCACCAAGGACGACUACUCGCCAGAGUCCCGUGGCUUCGUUGAGAACUCGUAUCUUCGUGGCCUCACCCCCACCGAGUUCUUCUUCCACGCUAUGGCUGGUCGUGAGGGUUUGAUCGAUACCGCUGUCAAGACAGCUGAGACUGGUUACAUCCAACGUCGUCUUGUCAAGGCAUUGGAAGAUGUCAGCGCCAAAUACGAUGGCACCGUGCGCAACUCGCUCGGAGACAUCAUCCAGUUCCUCUACGGAGAAGAUGGUCUCGACGCUAUGAAGAUCGAGAAGCAAAAGGUCGACCACUUCCUCAUCUCCGACAAGGCGUUCGAGAAGCGGUACAAGCUCGACGUCAUGGAUGAGAUGUUGCCGUAUGACGUCUACGAGUCUCCGGCCGACAUUGCUGGCGAUGCUGAUGCACAACGUCUGCUUGAUGCCGAGUACGAGAAGCUGCUUGAUGACCGAGCCGAGGUGCGGGUCAUCAACAAGCGCAAGAAGGAUGAGGACAUGAUGCAGCUGCCCCUCAACAUCAUUCGCAUCAUUGAGACCACGAAGAAGGUGUACGGCAUUCGUGACCAGGACCGAAGCAACCUCCGCCCCCAGGAUGUCAUUCCUCGUGUUCAGGCCAUGCUCGACUCCAUGGUUAUUGUCCGUGGCAACGACGAGACCUCGCUACAGGCUGACCACAGCGCAACCAUUUUGUUCAAGGCGCAGCUACGCUCUCGUCUAGCAUUCAAGCGAAUUACGGUACAAGACCGCCUGAGCAGCAUCGCCUUCAACCACAUUAUCGGUGAGCUUGAGUCUAGAUGGGCCAAGGUUAUGGUCAACGCAGGCGAGAUGGUUGGUGUGCUUGCCGCCCAGUCCAUCGGAGAGCCCGCUACCCAGAUGACGCUGAACACCUUCCAUUUCGCCGGUGUCUCUUCCAAGAACGUCACUCUUGGUGUUCCGCGUCUCAAGGAGAUUCUUAAUGUCGCGAGCAACAUCAAGACUCCUGGUAUGGUUGUCUACCUGGACGAUGCCGACGGACCGCCCACCCAAGAGCGGGCGAAGGAACUGCGUAGCGUUGUAGAGCACACCAAUCUUCGAUCGGUCACUGCCAUCACUGAGAUCUACUACGAUCCUGAUGUUCGCGCUACAAACAUUCCCGAUGACAUGGAUAUGAUCGAGUCAUACUUCCUCAUCCCCGACGACGUCGCCACCAAUCUUGACCAGCAAUCACGCUGGCUGUUGCGCAUUACUCUCGACCGACAAAAGAUGCUCGACAAGAACCUGAGGGUCGAGGAUGUCGCCAACCGCAUCAAGGAGGAGUACGCACAGGAUGUUGGCGUCAUCUUCAGCGAUAAUAACGCCGAGGAGCAGGUGAUCCGUAUCAGAGUCGUCCGGCCAGAUGAUGACAAGGACGAUGAUAACUCUAGACCCGAGGACGAUGUCAUGCUGAAGCGACUCGAGGCUCAUCUGCUCGACUCGCUCACCCUCCGUGGUGUUCCUGGCAUCGAGCGUGCUUUCUUGAACAAGGAGGCACGGCUCGUUGAGGCGGCUGAUGGCUCCCUCAUUGCAAUCAAGGAUGACAAGCGAUGUGAGGAGUGGUUCCUUGAUACUCAAGGUACCUCCCUGCGUGCUGUUCUCGCCGUUGACGGCGUCGACUGCAGGCGCACUACCACGAACGACCUUCACCAGGUUGUGGAUGUCUUUGGUAUCGAAGGUGCGCGUAUGGCGCUGCUCCUUGAGUUGACCCAAGUGCUCGCCUUUGAUGGUUCUUACGUCAACCAUCGCCAUCUGGCCCUUCUGGUGGAUGUCAUGACCUACCGUGGUUCUAUCGCCGCCGUCACUCGUCACGGUAUCAACCGUGCGGAUACUGGUGCACUGAUGAGGUGUUCUUUCGAAGAGACGGUCGAGAUUCUGCUCGAGGCCGCCGCCGUCGGUGAGCUUGACGACUGCCGUGGUGUCUCUGAGAACGUGAUGUUGGGCCAGCUUGCCCCCAUGGGUACCGGCCACUUUGAAGUGCUCCUGGAUCCCGCAAUGCUUGAGACGGUCAUCUCGGAUAACUCCCGUAUGGGUCUCAUGCCUGGCAUGACCAUCAAGGGUAACCAAGCUGAGGGCGCUGCUACUCCCUAUGACACGGGCUCUCCCAUGGCGGAUUCUGGCUACAUGAGUCUGGGAUCCCCGACUGCAGGCAACUUCUCGCCCAUUGUCGGCGCUGGCAACGCUACGCCCGCUGGCUUCAACACCGAGUAUGGUGGCAGCGGCUUCGGCAGCCUGGGUAGCGUCAACCCCUACUCGGGCACAUCGCCACGCCCGACUAGCCCUUUCAGCUCGUCCCCCACGUCUCCCUUCAGCAGCGGCUACGGAGGCUACUCACCUUCUUCUCCCUCGGCGGGCUACUCGCCUACCUCCCCACAGCUCGACAUCGUUGGUCGCUACGCCGCGUCGCCCAACUUCAGCCCUUCCUCGCCCUCGUUCUCCCCCACCUCCCCGGCGCUCCGCCCCACGAGCCCGUCGAGCCCCAACUACAGCCCGACCUCGCCGAGCUACUCGCCCGCUUCCCCGUCGGCCGGCAAGCACUACAGCCCCACCUCGCCGCAGUUCAACUCGCCGACGAGCCCGUCCUACUCGCCGGCCAGCCCCAACUACAGCCCCACCUCACCCAACCUGCACGGCGCCGCGGGCGCUCUUGGCGGAGCCACCAGUCCCACCUACUCGCCGGCGUCGCCUACGUGGUCGCCGACGUCGCCGGAGGGCUAUUCACCCUCGAGCCCCGUCUUCCAGCGAUCGCCGGGCCAGAUGCAGUCGCCUACUAGCCCGGGCUACUCGCCGACUCUCGCCAACAUCUCCUACGAAUGA